Messenger RNA from Brassica oleracea var. oleracea, 1259 nucleotides. Its product is annotated as BOI-related E3 ubiquitin-protein ligase 1-like. Gene Ontology annotation, molecular function: ubiquitin-protein transferase activity. The record is from RefSeq and is a predicted model, not a curated record. The coding region runs from base 238 to 1140 and encodes 300 amino acids. The transcript is spliced from 4 exons. Lineage: Eukaryota; Viridiplantae; Streptophyta; Magnoliopsida; Brassicales; Brassicaceae.
UUAAAGCCUUCCCUUAGAAAACCUCUAUUUCAUUCCAUUCCAGUCCUUAAUUAACCUCUUCACCUCUCACAAUAUUUUUUGUAAUAUUUCUUCGACAAAACAUAAAACUAGAUUCCCGAAGCAAAGUUUCAGUCUUCACCAAUGAUACAACCGUAGAUAUAUAUAACACAUAUUAAAGAUUCUCAUUAAAAAGCUUAUUUCUUUGUUUUUCUUUUAUCUUCUUCUGUUCAUUCUACUAUGUUCUUCCUCAACAGAAACGGCCAAGAAGGGAUUGAUUUUUCACCGGAGCUGCAAAAGUCUCACUUGCCUUCAAUCACCGCCGGUUUGCCUUCUAAUUCCAAAUCGAACGGGGUUGAUAAAAGAAAGCGAGCCAGAGAAGAUUAUUCGGUGAUUGAUUUAGAAACCACGGCGGCUCCUAUGAACCCGCCGCCAUGUACACCGCCGCAGUUUAUCAGCAGUCGACAAACUCUUAAUGUAGUAUCCACCGGUCUCCGUUUGUCUCAGGGACAAUCACAGAGUAUAGAACAGCGGUCAUCAUCUUCGCCGAUGAUAGACGGUAACUUCGCCGGUGAAAUCAAUGGCCAAGCGGAUGAGUUAGAUAGAUUUCUUCAAACCCAGGGAGAGCAGUUGAGGUGCAUGUUAGCGGACACCAGCGAGAGACACUAUCGUGAGCUUCUGAGAACGAGGGAAGAAUCUGUCAGGCGGAGAUUAAGAGAGAAAGAAGCGGAAAUCGAGAGAGCCACGCGUCGUCACGCGGAGCUCGAAGCACGUGCUGCACAGAUCGAAAAGGAAGCACGUGCUUGGCAGGUGAGAGCAGCGGCGAAAGAAGCCGAAGCGAUGUCGUUACAAGCUCGACUGCAGCAAGUUGUUGCUCACGGCGGUGGAGUUACGGCGGCGGAACCAAAAUUAAAAAGCGUAGACAGUGUGGAUGAAGCUGGAGACGCUGAGUCUGUUUACGUUGAUCCUGAUCGAUUCGAAUCGAAUGGACCGAGUUGCAGGAUUUGUCGGCGGAGAGCGGCGACGGUGUUGGCUCUGCCGUGUCGCCAUUUGAUCCUGUGUAAAGGGUGCGACGGCUCUGUGCGAGUUUGUCCGCUUUGUCUUAGCUUGAAGAAUUCAAGCGUGGAGGUUUUCUUCUUCUGAUGGGUUUUUAACUUUUUAUUUAAUGGGCCUACCAAACUUGACGAUGGCCUUUUAUUAAUUAAAAACAAAAUCUAUAUAUAUGAUUAAAUUCAUCAUUUUGUGAUAAUAUAGCCUAGUUA